This is a messenger RNA of Octopus sinensis (East Asian common octopus), 2215 nucleotides long. RefSeq lists its product as uncharacterized. The coding region runs from base 243 to 1421 and encodes 392 amino acids. NCBI's taxonomy places the organism in Eukaryota, Metazoa, Mollusca, Cephalopoda, Octopoda, Octopodidae. Gene Ontology annotation, molecular function: protein binding. The record is from RefSeq and is a predicted model, not a curated record. Gene Ontology annotation, cellular component: plasma membrane. The transcript has 11 exons.
UCUCCAUUGUUUAACAAUGACCGUCCUAGAAGUGAACCACUAAUUACUAACAAACUCAUUGUUUCACAGGUCUAAACUGUUAGCGUCGCCCACUACUUGGCGCCAUUUUCAUACAUGGCUGUCGUCUGCUUUCGUCGUACGGAACGCUUCAUACCAAUAAUUUGUUUUCGCAUACGUACGUACCAAGGAGGAGAUCAGUAAUAAGUUAAAUCGGCUCUGUUAAAUGUCGUCAGAAAGUCAAGAUGGAUAGUUACGAAGAUGAAGAAAAUGUCGACGAAGAAAAAAUCAAUGAAAUCCCGGUGACAUCGUCUCUGUUUCGUCUCAAUUGGAUAAGUGAUGACAGCGAUUCUGAUGACGAAAAUGCUGACGACAACAACCGAGAGACCAAGCAGCAGCCACAAUCCCAAUUCCUGACUUCAGACCAAGAGAACAGUGCUCAACUUCAAAGCCCGAUCAGAGGAAAACAAAAUGGAGAUGAUGAUAGCAAGAACGAUAAGGACCUGACAGUCCCUUCAUCGGAAGACCUCUCUACAUCUGACCGAAAUGAAAACCAGAGUAACUACGGAAGUCUGGGCAGACGGCUGGCCAAGAAAAGGAGCAUAUCAUCGCGAACACCUUCUUCACCUGGCCCUCACAUAAAGAACGCUGGAGUGGUUGAUGUGAGUUCGAAAAUUGCAUUAAGGAAGAAAACAAAGGACAACCCCUUCAAUAGCCUCGAGAAGAUGGCGGCCAUUUUACUGAACGUUGAAGAGAUGAAGUUGGUGAUGCAUUUUAUGUAUGAAUAUUGUAAAAGCAACGAUGUUGAAUUGCUCGUCAGCCAGUUGUAUGAUAUACUAAACAUAGGCCAUAAACGCCAGCUGUUCGUUCAAGUACGAGAAGCCAUAUCACCGUUUCAUUGCGAUCAGUUCGACGCUGCACUGGCGAGACAUCACAACAACGACUUCCGAAAGACAGAUUCCAAAAGACAGCUUCUGGAUUGUGGUAACGUUGACCAGCCGCUGCUGAGGGAGGUGCAGUUCAGGAGAAGACAACUCGAACUACAACUUCAGAUGUCAGAACAGAUGAAAAAAGUGAGGCCAAAACAUUAUAAAUGCAGCAACGAUGAUGAACUUGAGAAUCUGAUAACAGUCUACGUGUCCAAGAACAAUCCGACGUUAGGAAUAAGUGUUACCCGUGGAUCCGAUCCCUGUAAUCCAGUCUUAAUAGAAAGCGUUCAUCCGGGAGGAGCAGCUGCUCAGACUCAGAAAAUUCUACCUGGUAUGACAUUAAUUUCGAUUGAAGAUGAAGAUAUUCGCUGUGUCAGUCACCAGGCAGCUGUGUUUCUUAUAAGAAAGGCGUUUUGCAGUCACAAGCGUCCAUAUUUAAAGAUGAUACUAAGGAAACCUAGCACAACCAACAGUCCUGAAACGGCAGCCGUUUGAUUAUGGAAACCCAGGCAGAAAACAAGAAGAAUUUCCAAACAAUAAAAUACUCUAUGGACAGUAAACUGGUGCCAGUCCCUUGUAAAUACCCCUCAUAGGUUAAAACGAGUGUAGGGAGAAAGCUCCAGAACUUACGCAAAACUUUACCUUUGUAUCACGUUUUGUGCAUGAAAUUUCCAGUGAACUUGAAUAACAUAACGUUGAACUAGAAUAACAUGUUCUUUUAUUCGUUAUAAUCAUUCGGCUGCGGUCAUGCUAGAGGUACCAUCGAAAUUUUGAAUUUCUUGUUUGGCUGAUUUCGUCAGGAUGAUGGAAUUUCGUAUCACCAAUCCUGUAUGUGCUUUUGCCCUGGUUGUAGGCCCAUUUGGUUUUUGAGGGAGUUUGACACCGCUGCCCUCAUAUGUACUUCAUGCCGGGCUGUUGGUUCAUCCAGUAUUGUGGAGAGGAGAAUGUCUAGUUUCUUUUUGAAGACAUUCACGUCCAUAUUGGGUAGGUUUCUGAAUUCUUGUGGCAGGGUAUUGAAGAGCUGUGGGCUUUUGAAGCCUAAAUCUAUUGCAAGAUGUAUAUGUGUAUAUAUGACAGUUUGACCCUUCUCGUCAGAUAUCUAGAGAUGGGAUCGUCCAACGAUCUCACGAAAUUUUAAAUCACAUGAAUCUGAGACAAACUGUUAUUUAAGAAUACAUCUUGUGCCUACCAAAUGUAUUGUGUUUCAUUUACUUUCGUUUGUCCAUUUGCUAGUGCAUAUAUAUUUAUAUACACACACACUUAUAUAUGUAUAUAUAUAUAUAUAUAUA